AUGAAAGUCGAUAAAAAGAUAAGAUGAUAGAGAUAAUUAUCUUGGCUCCACAUUCAAGUACACAUUUACAUUGAAUUUUGUGUUAGCUUACAAGUGAUGAUUUGUUGAGAGGGUGCCAGAGGAAAUUGCUGCUGGUCGAAAUGAGUUGGUCUGCCUUUUGCAGCUCAGGCUCUAAUCUCGUUCCAAAAACUACUGAGGCAUUGAAUCCUUUAAAUAGGCCCAACAAGCAUCAUUAUCUGAAUGGGAGGCAGAGGACGAACUUGUAUCAGAAGAAUCAUAGAGCAUCAAAAGUUCUUGCUUAUUAUGGGUUAAGAAGCCCGCCCUACAAGCUUGAUGCACUAGAACCAUAUAUGAGCCAAAGAACACUUGAGAUGCAUUGGGGAGAGCAUCAUGGUGGUUACGUCGAUGCUUUGAAUAAACAGCUUGCGAAGAAUGAUUUAUUGUAUGGUUGUACUUUGGAAGAACUUGUUAAAGUGACUUACAAUAACGGAAACCCAUUGCCUGAAUUCAACAAUGCUGCCCAGGUCUGGAAUCACGAUUUCUUUUGGGAAUCCAUGCAACCAGGUGGAGUUAGCUCUCCAAUAUUGGGUCUACUUCAGCAGAUUGAAAAAGAUUUCGGUUCUUUUACCAAUUUCAGAGAGAAGUUUAUAGAUGCAGCUCUAAAGUUAUUUGGAUCUGGCUGGGUUUGGCUUGUUUUGAAAAGAGAAGAGAAACGCCUUGCAAUUGUCAAAACAUCAAAUGCUGUCAACCCUCUUGUGUGGAAUGAUAUUCCUAUCCUCAAUUUGGACAUGUGGGAGCAUGCUUAUUAUUUGGAUUAUAAGAAUGACAAAGCCAAAUAUGCGAAUGUAUUUAUGAACCACCUUGUAUCUUGGAAUGCGGCAAUGGCUCGCAUGGCUCGUGCACAAGCCUUUGUAAAUUUAGGCGAACCGAAGAUUCCUGUUGCAUGAGAUUCUUCACAUAUCUUUGAACGAGUCUUAACUGCUCUCAUAUGCUAUAAGGAGGAUAUUGGAACAAGUGGUUUUGGCAAUUCUCUAUAUGCACUGGAUUGUUUGAUCACACGAAGAUAGUCACAACCAAGCGACAAUCUGGGCUUCCUGAAAAGUCGCCAAGGGGAAAAUGACCCUUUUGACGAGCAUUUUCAGAUUUUGCUUUGCUUAGAUAAAAGCGUUGUAGUCCUUCUGUUGAGUAAUAGAUGCUCUGAUGUGGUGAUGUUCCAUAAGAAUUCAUUUUUCUUAUUCUGUAUCCCAUUUAUUCUUUGCUUCUCUUA
Coffea eugenioides is the source of this 1267-nucleotide messenger RNA. Its product is annotated as superoxide dismutase [Fe] 3, chloroplastic. Lineage: Eukaryota; Viridiplantae; Streptophyta; Magnoliopsida; Gentianales; Rubiaceae. The transcript has 9 exons. Gene Ontology annotation, biological process: superoxide metabolic process. The record is from RefSeq and is a predicted model, not a curated record. Bases 141 to 947 code for a protein of 268 amino acids. Gene Ontology annotation, cellular component: chloroplast nucleoid. Gene Ontology annotation, molecular function: superoxide dismutase activity; metal ion binding.